AUGGUUCUAGGGCUAAAUGUCCUUAUAUGUCGACAUUUUAACAAGGACAUUCCUGAAGACGGCCUCAAAUCAACUGAAGACGCCUAUUCUCGUGGUUGGGCUCCACAUGACGAUGAGUACUGGAUUUUUUUGAACGGAAUUUGUGUAGGGUUUGGUGUGGUUUUCGAUCUCGUUCAGUGUCUGAUCCAGCGCGCCCUUCUCUAUGCCACAUCGGACAUCCGGCAAUGCUAUGUGUUGGUGAAAAAGGCACUCUACCGGCAGGGCGUAAAGAAGGUUAUCCUGAUUCUGCACUCCCAAGGCGGUAUCGAGGGUGGCAUGAUACUAGACUGGCUCCUCGAUGAAGUUCCGCAGGAUCUCCUUCAAUAUCUCGAGGUGUAUACUUUCGGCUGCCUUGCAAACCACUUUAGCAAUCCGUAUCGUAGCAUCACCCCGUCCGCUGCUACAGCCGAGUUUUCUGCACGCGAGGUGGUAGCAUUUGAGGACAUCCACGGGCGCGCUAUCUCACAUAUCGAACACUACGCUAAUGCCUACGAUUUUGCCAGCAGAUGGGGAGUGCUCAACUUCACCAAGGCGAAGCCUAAAGACCCUCUUGAAAAUUGUUUCAUGGGCAAGGUUUUUGUGAAUCCAAGGGCGGGCCAUCAGCUCAACCAGCAUUACCUUGAUUCUAUCUUCCCUCUUGAUCCAACAGGGCGCUUCACACGCGACCCCGAGGAAGAGGACUUCAUGGACAUGGAUGUCUUGAUUAAUGCCGCAGAUGAUCGGAUCGAGAGGGGAAAUGAAUUAAUAAUGGGAUACAACAUGCAUCGCGAGGCUGAUAGCCCCAUCUAA
Messenger RNA from Trichoderma gamsii, 828 nucleotides. RefSeq lists its product as hypothetical. The transcript has 3 exons. Bases 1 to 828 code for a protein of 275 amino acids. Lineage: Eukaryota; Fungi; Ascomycota; Sordariomycetes; Hypocreales; Hypocreaceae. The record is from RefSeq and is a predicted model, not a curated record.